UUCACAGACCACAGUGAGAACAGGCCCAGUUCGUCACACCAGGCUAGGGGAGUAGGACGGGGGAGGCAGGUUAGGGAUCAGCAGGGAGACCCCGUAGUGCAGGAUUGUUUAAGGGACAGAGACUCAUUAAUCUCUCUCCCCCCACCCGCUUUGUCCUCCACCUGUUUCCUGCCCCCUGCCCCAGCCUCCCCUCCUGUCCCCAGAGCGUCUGUCACCUUCCGGCUGCUCCACAUCAACGUCUUCCACAACGCCAGCUCCACGGACAUGCGGGGGAUGGCCCUGCUGGGCGACCUGGAGACCCACUCCAUGGACUGCAGCACCUGCGAGCUCCGCUUCCUGCAGCCCUGGGCCCAGCAGGGCCUGACCCCGAAGCAGUGGCAGGACCUGGAGCUGGUGAUCCAUCGCUCCCUGUCCGACUUCAUCCAUAAAAUGAACAAAGUAGCCCAGCAGCAGGGAAUGAGCUACCCCUUUGUUGCCCAGGGCUCCCUCGUCUGCGAGCUGCACCCCAACGGCACCUCGAGGGGAUUCUAUGACACUGGAGUGAACGGCGAGGACUUCAUCAGCUUCGAUGCGGACACAAGCAAAUGGGUCGCUCGGCGGGGGGAUAAGCUGGCGCUCUACGCCCGGGACCUUUUCAACCAGGAUAAGGGCACAGCCAUGACGCUUCAGUUUUUCCUGAGAACGUUUGUCAGUUUGCUCAAGAGCUUUGUCCAGCAUGGGAAAGAGUCUCUGGAGAGGCAAGAGCGGCCGGUCGCCGUGGUGUUUGCCCGAGCCCCUCCCCCAGCCGGGACCCCCGCGCCGGUACUGCUGGUUUGCCGGGUCACCGGUUUCUACCCCCGGCCCGUCCGCGUGGCCUGGCUGCAGGACGGGGAGGAGGUGGGGCCGGGCGGGCGGCUGAACUCCAGCGGGAUCCUGCCCAACGCGGACCUGACCUACCAGCUGCGCAGCUCCCUGGCCGUGGAGCCGGGUGCCGGGCACAGCUACGCCUGCCGGGUGCAGCACAGCAGCCUGGGGGGCCGGAGCCUGCUGAUCCCCUGGGAGCAGAGCAGGCCCUGGGGCCCCGGCCUGGCCGUGGGCAUCACCCUGGGGGUUGUGGCCGUAGCCGCCGUGGCUGUGGUGCUGUGGCGGAGCAGACGCAGGGGCUACCAGGAUGUUGGACCAGGGGAGUCCAGUCCCUGAGGGGGCGGCACCGGCCCUGGCUUGGGGAUCAGCCCCUCUCCUGAGGACAUGGCACUCAGGGCUGGGUCUGUGCCCGGCUCCCAGAGCUGAGGGUGCCGAGGGCAGGACUGGAUCGGGGCCCUGGGAGAUCGGGGCCCAGGGUGGGGGGUGGGAUUCUCCUCCCUCUAGGACGUUGGGGGCACGGUGGACACUUGGGGGCGCUGUGGGAUCGCUGGGAUCCAGGAUCCAUGGGGACCCGGCGCUGGCUGUGCUAUUCAAUAAACCCUUCAGGGAGGGGCUGCCCAGCAGGCCCCACCGGGGCUGUAGGAGCCAAGCCUGGGUGCAGGGGUCAGGCCGAGCUACAUACACAAAGGCGAUGGGCGCGUGGGGGUCCCAGGAGGGCCCUGGCAGGGUGUCCAGGCUGAGCUGGGGUGCCCGGGUAGCAAGCGGGUUGCCCAUGGGACAUAGUCCCAGCUACCCCCAGGAAGCCCUGACAACACUACGGCCCACGGGGCGCCGGGGAGUCUGCUCCAAGCCGCUGGCUGGGCUGGGCUGAGAGCUCCUGGGGGCAGGGCCCCCCCAGAGCGGGGUGUGAGGGACCCGGGCUCCGGGGGUAGGUUCUGUCUGUUUGUUCUGUGUCUGUGCAGCGCCGAGCACAAGGGGGUCCUGGGCACGACCGGGCUCCUCGGCCCUGCGGUAACACAGCGAUAACAACAGUCCUGGCUGGGGAGGGG
Chrysemys picta bellii (western painted turtle) is the source of this 1892-nucleotide messenger RNA. Lineage: Eukaryota; Metazoa; Chordata; Testudines; Emydidae. The record is from RefSeq and is a predicted model, not a curated record.